AAUGUCAUAAACUCGACUGGUCCUAAAGGUGAAAAAGGCGAGAGAGGAUUUCCUGGAACUAAUGAAAGUUUGGGGAUAAAAGGACAGAUUGGGGAUAAAGGAGAACCUGGACCAAAGGGCAACGUAAGUACAAAAUUAAUUCUACCUUAAUAGGCAAAAUAUUUAAAUUCUCGAAGUCCCACUGUUCCAGCAUUGUAUAAUCUUGAUCACCAAUGCUUAGACUGUACGAAAAUGCCAACUCGCACCUUGUAACAAAUUUUAAAAAUGCCAUCAGAAUGUAAUUUUCAGAAAGUUGGCAGGUCGUUUAAUUACAAUUAAUCUAUUAUUGUUUUCAGAAAGGAGACCAAGGUCCUCCGGGAACUAAUGGAACAAUAGCAACAUUUGGAGUAAAAGGGGAUCGAGGACCAGUUGGACCCGCGGGUCAAAAUGGGUCUGAUGGUGCUCCUGGUCAGAAAGGGGACCAAGGUGAUCCUGGACGAGCAGGGCAGGCGGGUAAAACUGGAUCUCCUGGACCCGUAGGCUUGCCAGGAGUAAAUGGAACUGUUGGAGAAAAAGGUGCUAAUGGAACGCAGGGGAUACCUGGAGGGAAAGGAGAGAAAGGGGAUAUGGAAUAUACAUCGUAUUUUAGAGGAAGUGAGUCUAUACAGUGAGUAUGUUAUUCUGUUCAUUGACAAGUGCUAUCUCUGAAUAAUGACAGAAGAAGUGAAGAUUAACUUUAUUUCCUUUCCUCAAUCCGAAACUGCAUCAAUCAUUACAAACCAGAGUAAUGUUAUAUUUUUAUCAUGUUCUAAAUAUACACAUGAUUACACUGUAUCCGUUAAGUUUGGUGGGAUCGCGCAAUUGCGGGGCCCAAACAAAGUUAAGCAUCGCUUAUAUUAUGUGCGUGAGUAUGUUAGUCUGUUAGUUUGUUCAAGAACGAACGCAAAUUUAUGCACAUUUUUCAAAAUAGUAUGUAUUCGCGUUUGGGGUGCACUUGUUCAUGCUGCCAACGUGCUGUUUUGCGCAUGAUCCAGAGCACCGGAAUGUGUAGUACUAUAUCUGGUUUCAUUAUUAGUGAUGAGUAAUGUUGUGGUUAUAACAUUUUGACACAAUCAAGAUUUUGACCAAUGCAAUUUCUUGAAAAUCAAAUCAAACUGUGCAAUGGAACAAAACGUAUAGUUCAGAAAUACGCGAGUGGGAGUGGAAUGGAAUGCGUUUCAUCGCACUCUUAGUAAAAUGGGGAUUAAUUCAAUAUCACGUUUUCACAAUCAUAAUCAUAAUAUGACCAUAAUUUAAAUAAGGUGUUGUAUAAUAUAUAGUAUGUUACUAUAUACUGUGCUAAUAUUACAAACGAGCAUUAUAUAUACUAACACUAUAGCAGUUGUUGGCAACGUUAUAAGGAUGGUAAUGUUAAUGAUGUACAGGUGAUGGUAGUGGUAAUGAUAGUUGCUGCAUUUUUCACAUAUAAAACAUUGGUGUACCUUUCAAAAGAAUCUUUUCUUUAAAUUUCUUCGUAACUUACAGAUGUAACGGCUCAAAUUUUGGUAUUCUGAGAUAUUACUCAACAAAACUUCAACUAUGUACGCCUCAUGGUUGGCAGUAUCUUUUGUUUGAGCCACCUGCUGGAUGUAGUAGUUAUCCUGAUGUGGUUAAUAUUCCCGAGGCAAACUACCAAGCCUUUCGUAAUGCAGACCUGGGCAUAAUAUUUGAGUUUAACAGAAAGUUUGUUCCAAGCGUGAUUUCUCGAGCGAAUCUCAAUAUUACUGCAGGUAAUAAUCUAGACACUUAUCUAUUGUAACCAGAGGAGGAAUGAGGCUCUUCCCGAAAUGCCUCAAUGUGGCUUAGUCGAACGGCGCGUUGACUCCGUUGAGAAUAAAUAUUUUAAAUAAUAAUGAACCGCAUUGGGGCAUGCGUUGCAUUUCGGGAAGACCCUCAUUCCUCCUCUGUAUUGUAACUAAGGCCGUCCUUUAUUCAUACAUUGUUGGGCCAUUCCAUUUAAUAUAGGCACGACCCCUAUUGCCUACUCCCUUCAUAAUCCCGUCAGAAUAUAAAAAUUGGAACUCUCUUUCAUGCAUUUUUUAGAAUUCACCCCAUAGGAUGUUUCACUAACCCUCUUUAGGAUAUCUCUUGCAUGGAUAUCACUAAAAUUCCAUGAGUUAAAUCAUAGGAAAAUUAUCCCCUUUAGGAUAUCUCUUGAAUAUCACUAAAAUUCCACGAGUUACCUCCUAGGAAAAUUUAGGAAGAUACCCCUCUUCUACCCCCAUUGGAAAUAUACAAGAUGGAUAUAUGGCGGGUACACAUGUUAAAUGGAAUGAUCCUAUAAAUGCGUCAUCACAUACACCACGGUCAUUUGUGAAUUGUCUUUUGACGCGUUUAUUCACCGCCUGCGUUUCUCGAACCUCUGUCGGACAUGGAAAGGCACAUGCAUGUUUCUAAGGGACCGUUUUCCACUAGCCUGGGAACAUUCGUUCCCGCGAUGCCAAAAAAUUCGGCAACGUGAUGGUUAGCUGAGGAGGAAAGUGGGAAGGGACCCACCUUUUCGCGGCAAAUCUGUUUUUCGCUUCGCGCGAACAAAUUCGCACAGUGGAAAACGGACAUUACUUACAACCAGUUUACCUGAGAGUGAUAAAUAAAACCGCAAUGAUACGUAACCUGCAUUUAUUUGUCAUAGAAUGUAAUGUCAAUAUUUAAACAUUUAUCUACCAGAUAUUUCACCAGUGAAUUCAACGCUACCUUACGAAGACGCCGUGAUGCGACAAGCUGUGUUAUUUUCUAAUAAUAAACAUUUAAAGAUUUCUGGUAUCUCGGAUAAUUUCUGGAGGCACAGCAACUGGUCAGUCAUGGCUUUACUGAAAUUCAGAAAUAUUGGCCAGAAAAAUGUUCGGGUAUUGGGUCAUGGCUCAACAUCUGUAAACAAUGGUUUGCACUUGGGCAUUUUUGGCAGCAGCAAGGUAAAUAUAUUUGCGAUCUGUUUAACUUAAUGAUUUAGGCGGAGAUGGAUAGAAGAAGGUAUUUCUGAAAAAAAAAUUUUUUUCUUCUAUUCAUAUAGCGUUUGUUUAAAAUUCUGAACGCUGAUCACGGGCAAUUAUAAUGCAGUGUUGUUAAAUAAAAAGUUAGAAAUGGUAUUAUACUUACCCAUGUAUGAUAAUUAUGUUUAAAAGAUCAGAAUAUUCAUAACUUUCUUUAUGUAAUAUUCGAAACAAAUUCCACAUGGUUGGCACUAUUUUCCAUCUAGCAAACUGACCUGACGUCAUUUUCGCAAGAUAGAAGAGGUGUUAAAUGGCUAUGUAACUAACCCAAACCCCACCCCUACUCUAACCCCUAACCCUAACCUCAACCCUAACCCUAUCCCUAACCGAAUUAAUAAAAAAAUCCAAAAAGAAACGACUUUACAAAAUCGAUAGGGCGGUUUGCUGGAUGGAAAAAAGUGUUAACCACUCCACAUCUACUUCGUCUGCCGUCCAUGUUUAUUCGUCCCAACUGAUCUACAUGCUGCAUGGCAUUGCUGCCCCUCCUGGCAAAAUAAUAAGCACGCGAGGAAAAUUAAGCAGAAAAUAAGAGGGUAGGAAAACAUCGUGGGCGUGUCAUCGUUCUGGGCGGAUAAGCUUUCGCAAUCUUGUGUCACACAGUGGUGUAGUGGGGGGGGGGGGGCUUGGGGUUUAGCCUCCCCUAUAAUUUUUGAAUAAUCUUAAACGAGAAUGUUCUUUAGAAUUGCAUCUACACAAUGCUCAGAAUAUUUUAUAUUACUAACGGCAAUUGUUUUUAAUUAAUAAGCAUAAUUUUGAAUGUUUGUCCCACAAUUAUUAGAAAGAAAAACCCAACAAAAUUUAGAAUUUCCAAAAUAUCAUAUUGUAAACACCCCUCCGCCAGUUCAGGGCACUUUCGGAGAACAUGGACACCUGGGGGGGGGGGGUGUGCAGGAGAGGGGGGGAGGUUUCACCCCCUGUCUCUAUCUCAUCGGGUAUGCCCAUACAGUUUAGUCGGGCAAAUUUUGAAAAUAUUCGAGUGCCUCAGAUUGAAAAGUAAUAGUGGUAGGAAAAAGUGGUAGUGAAAAAUGCUCCGUUCACCAACAAUUUUGGGAAAAGAAAUAUUAUUUAGAGACUGAUCAAAUGUUUGUCCCUCAGGAACGUCUUCAAACUUCGACCCCCCUCCCCCCAGCCGUUCCGUAAUACCGAAGUUUCGCCCCUGUUGGAAAGCCCCCCUUGUUAACAAUCCAGGACUACACCACUAGUGUCACAUGACUAAUUCAAAUUGUCAUAGGCGGGAAGCAGCAUUCACGUCAUCCCUACGUCAUGACGCUCUCGGUCGAGGUCAUGAUCCAACCUCGUUCCCAGGGCUUUUCCCUUUUUGUCAUUGGCAAAAAGGGAAAAGCCCUGGGAACGAGGUUGGUCAUGAUCAUGUUUGUGUCAUAUAUGGAAGUUAUCGACAGGUUUGUGCCAUAUAUGGAAGUGUCACUGUAUCCAGCUUAUGACCACGAUGUCCCUACCCCCUUAUUUUCUCCUUAAUUUUCCUCGCAUGCUUAUUAAUUAUUAUUUCCUCGCGUGCUUAUUAUUUUGCCACGAGGGGCGGCAAUGCCGUGCAGCAUGUAGAUUGAGACGAGUAAACAUGGCGACGGCAGAUGAAGUAGAUGUGGAAUUUGUUUCGUUAAUAAAUAUUAAAGAGGGUCCUGAAGGGAGGGGGGGGGGGUCCCAAUCCCAUUUCCCAUUGAAAUCCCAGUCAAUAAUAAAGUUAUUUAUCGGUAGAAUAAACAGUUUUAAGACCUUUUAAGCCACCGUGUGUGCGCACCGUGUGGCAGAAGUGGUUGUGCUUUGCUUUUGAGGUAUAUACUAAGGGUUAAAUGAAGUAUAUACCGGAAACCAGGCAUGAAACAAAAUAAGAAGUUAUGAAUAUUCUGAUCUUUUAAACAUAAUUACAAUACAUGAGUAAGUAUAAUACCAUUUCUAACUUUUUAUUUAACAACACUGCACCUGUCCUAUUGCCCGUGCGCUGAUUGGCUAAGAGCCGUGUUGACAUAACUUAAUGUCAACACGGAAAAUUUCCCUCCGCUCUUUAAAUUUAAAAGCGUAUCCCCGAAAUGUAUGCAGACAGUGUGCUUUACUAUAAAAAAUUAUAAUUUUUUUUUCAGUAUUGAUAUUCCAUACAUAUCAACACUCGUGGAAAUUGGGGAAAACUCGAAAUUGUGUGAAAACACUCCAGCCGCCGGGCGUCGUGCAGUUUACACACAAUUUCUCGUUUUCGCAAUUCCUACUCGUGUUGAUAUAACUGUAUAUCAACACAGGAAAUGUUUUAUAUUUGUUAAAUAAAAUACCGUUAUAGAAGAUUGUUGAAUAAUAUAAUCUUUGAAAUUUCAACAAUUAACAUUUGAAAAACGUAUAUAAUUAACAAUGAAAUGUUAGAAUGUUAACAGUUCCCCAAAUGUUGAAGUUGUUGACUUCCUGUUUUAUAUAUACUUUUGAUAUAUUGCUCUUUUUUUCAUGCUUCAUUGAACAGUAAAUGAUUAUAAAAACAGUAUAAAGUAAUUUUGUGGAAGAAGAAUAAACAGAAAAUUAGAAGAUUUUUAGCCUCAAUUAAAAUCUUCUUUACAUGAACGAGUAACAUUUUGCAAAAUUUCCACGACGUUAUGCCUGGUACAGUUUAGUCACUUUCCUCUUUGAGUUCACCUCGAAUCGACUUGCAUUUCCAACUUUAUGCCCUUGGUGAAGAUUUGCGAAAUCAAUAAAAGUGCUGUUUCCCACGAAAACAACCCAAUUACAUGUUUUGCCAUUCAAUCUAAAAAGAGAUUAAUUAUCUAGGGCACUCAGAAACUGCACAUUAAGUUAUGCACGUGCAAUUAAGUUAUGUACAUGUAUAAAUUAUGCAAUGGCCAAUACACAUUUAGUCUACUAUGCCCGGCAAAGCAAGACAAGCAUUGCUAAUUUCUCAUCCUGCAUUCUCGACCAAAUUUAACCAAAAUUUAAUCAGUUUGUCUUUGGACAAUGUCCAUUAUAUUAGUCUCACCAAUUUUAGUAUGAACACGUCGGAUAUUUUUUUAAGAUAUCGUCCUGACAGAAAAGCGCACACACAGACACACACACAUACAUACAACAUCCAGGUAUAUAGCCUAGAGGUAAUAAUUAUUUUGCAGAGUGUUGCUUUGGAUAUAUUUUCAAAACAACUUUAUUAACGCUGAAACUUUGGCUAUUAGAAAGUCAUUCAUGGGUAUUACGGCAACGAUUUACUUUUUGGGAAAGUAAAAGAAGACACGUGGUAUCAUAUCACUUGGACAUCUGAAAAAGAUCUCAAUGGAGUAGAGACAAGGUAUUUGUUGAACAUGGCGUACUUUACAAUUAAUUUGUUUUAUAAUGGUCCGUAUUCACGGACAUGAUCUACUCUACUUUCUUACCAAUAUGAAUAUAUCACGUUGAAUUGUGACCUUAAAAAUUGGAUGUACGUGUUACACUAUGCUGUAAAUCGCAAAACGUGCGAAUCAGGUAGGUCGUUUGCAAAUUGCGCCACUAGCUAGAAGCAAAACAAAGUUUGUCCAAGUAUUUAUCCAAUAUUGGCUUCUUUAGUUCCCACCCCUCCUGCAUUUUCUUAUUAGUACAGAAGCAUUACUAUAUUAAAAAAUGCUGUGCUGAGUGGUUAUAUUACUACCUUAGUAUAAUCACUCAGCACAGAAUUUUCACAUUGGUACUACCCACACUGGCACAAACAAUUUUAUUAUUAUACUAGAAAAUACAUGCAUACAAAAACCCUCGCCUUACUGACAAAACAUUAUGUUUUCUGAAUAUGAAGAAUUGAAAGUAGUUGUCAUGGACAUGGUAACACGAUAAUUUUAAGAAUAGUUUUGAAAUUGAAAAAUACCCACAAAAUAUCACUUUUAAUAACAAAAUUACCAAUUUCCCAAACAUAUAUAUGCUAGGUAUGUUAUUAUAGGUAAUAUAAGCUUCAAUUUAAUGUAAAAUUCAACCACAAACGCUUCGCAAAACGUUUUAAAAUGUUCUUAACACUAAUCGGCCUUCGAAUUAUCGGUAAACAAUUGAGUUUGAAACAAACUGAUUUCAAAUUCUCGCAUGAAAAUAACUUUGCUUUCCUCAUUAUUUAAAUACUUUAAUAUACAAAAGAAAGGUUAAUUAAUAAAACUACACUGCAAUUCUAUGCUGGGUUUUUUUCACUUAUAUACACAAUGAUAGUAUCACUAUAACUAUCAGUUCGAUAUUCGCAGUAUAGCCCACCACUAUCAGUUAUAAAUAUAUCAAUUAUAAAACAAACAGUAGGCCUACAUCAAUAUUUAAAACAAACUUACCUUCAUUAACGUUGGCGACUUUGCUCUAUUCUCUUAGACGUUUUUAGACGUUUUUUGGCUCUCAGAAAGGUUUUAAAAUUUACAAAAUCUUGCAAAAAUACAACUUACUUAAUAAAUGUUCGUUAUUUCGCUGUCGUCAAUGCAGUCGUUAUAAUGCAAAUUUCAAUUUGACCAAUCAGUGUUCACUAUCACGACAGUCCGCUACAUAUUUUGAGAUCAGUGAGGAUGACCACCCAUGAACCAUGAACGGUGAGCCAUGCGCCCACGAUAUUUGCUGAACUUUAGACUUGGCUAGUGCGUUCCUUUCCCCGGGUGUAAAUAGCCGGGCGGAAUUAAUACCCUCGCACGGCGCUUCCCGCCGUCGGCUCGGGGAUUAAUAUAGUAAUAUAACCACUCAGCACAGCAUUUUCACGUUGAUACUACUCACACUGGUACAGACAUGCAGUUUUAUUAUUAUAUUAGACUAUUUCACAUCUACCGCUUGUUGUGCCAGCGACAACUGACAACCAAAUGGAAACUAGGCUUAAGGGAACCAAUCAGAAUUCCCAAAGGCCAUUAUACAAUAUAGUCUGAGACUUGAAACGGCUAUCCCGACAUAGCUCUAACGACAUGUUUAUAGCGCUUCUUGCAAAUAAUAGUCUGAGCAUGCGCAUUAAGUUAAAAACAUUGCUCAGCUACAAAUAAUAGUCUGAGCAUGCGUAUUGCCUUCAAUUUUUUUAAAAAUGGCAGCUCGCUUUGCUGAACUUUCGGAAAAUGAGUUGUCUUGCUUACUUGAAGAAAAAAAAGCGGAAAACACAAAAAAGCGACUAAAACCGCCGUCGACGUCAAUGUCUUUCGCCAGUAUUUAGAAGCAGGACAAAUCAACGAAGACGAUCUAGUUGGCCCAAAAGAAACUCCUGCCAACGUCCUUCGCAAGUUUUAUGCAGAAGCAAGAAAGUGAGACAGUGAACUUAUAUUAAACGAAAGAUAAAAUGAAGCUUUAUAAGUGAAUGAUAAAACAAUUAUUGAAAUAUGCCACCCACCCCGGGAAAAUCCUUAAAAAAGGCCCUGACAGAAAGCAUAAAAUGAUAAAAAUUCUAUUAGCAAGCCGAUAUGGUAUAUAAUUAUUGUAGAUUUCAUAAGGAUUGUCAUUGUUUUCUAUAACUAUAAUACAUUUUAUUUCACUUACCCCCAACGAAAACACGAUUUCAGCCAUAUUUUGCCGUCUUGUUUGCUUUUUAUCGCCGAGUCUCGCAAGUAUCAUCCAAUUGUUGUACUUCUACAUAAUGAUAGAUGGCUAAAGAAGAUUUCAACCAAGUUUCAUCAAGGUUGUCAAAUAUGCCGUCAUUAACUGUAAAACAGUUGAGAUUGCCUGUGCUAAAUGAAACACAUACUGAUUUUAUGAACGUCCCAACCUCGUUCCUUGGCUCUUCCCUCUUGUUGGGGAAAAGACCCUGGCUGUGGCUGGUCACGUACGUUAAAUCCGUUGGGUUUUCACAACGUAACCACAUCAGUUGCUCGAUCAAUCUAGAAGAUUUUUUACACUUUUUGAUUGUGUUUUUAUAGCGACGCGUGCUUUUCUUACCAAAAGCCUUGUGUCCACUGAAAUCCAACAUCUCGCUUGACUAAUGUAACCCAACACUGAAUGAUACAAAGGACGAAGUCGUGUCAUAAUAAAUACGAAAACUUUCAGGAUUUCUUGUUGCAAAUUUAAAUUUUAUUAUCCAAACUAUAUAAAUAUACACAACUACACAAGUUGUCAUUUUCCAAACGCGCUUCCCUGCCACCCUACCCUAAUGACAAUUUUAAUUUACCACGCGAAAUCCGCGUGACACGUGACCAGCCCCAGGGUCUUUCCUCCAACAAGAGGGAAGAGCCUGGGAACGAGGUUGUGCAGGUCCUAGACUAAUACUGAAAUUAUACUUAUUCCAAAUAGUGUUAUUUUUAGAGUGUAUAAAGAAGAUGGUGGUUAUAUUUUUCAUCUUGGCGUCAUUGUUGACAGCAAGCGACAGAAACCUUUAAUUUGAGUUUUUAUAUUUCAGAUGUAUAAUCAUAAAUGGUCAGCACGAUUGCAAAGAAAACAAAGGCGGGGCUUAUCAGGGUAGCGGUGCAACAACUCUUGGUGCGUGGGGGCAUGAAAAAUUUGAUGAUAAUUUUCUUUUGGACAAUCUUAUCAUAACCUCUGGUAUUGUUCAGUAUAGCACCGAGACAAUGGGCGAAAAGCAAUUGUGUUUUGCUAGAACACUUGACGAAAGUUUACCAUGA
This is a messenger RNA of Paramuricea clavata, 9508 nucleotides long. The record is from the annotation of a GenBank genome assembly. Lineage: Eukaryota; Metazoa; Cnidaria; Anthozoa; Malacalcyonacea; Plexauridae.